This is a messenger RNA of Nycticebus coucang (slow loris), 1323 nucleotides long. It is a transcript of the gene TMEM238, whose product is annotated as transmembrane protein 238. NCBI's taxonomy places the organism in Eukaryota, Metazoa, Chordata, Mammalia, Primates, Lorisidae. The record is from RefSeq and is a predicted model, not a curated record. The transcript is spliced from 2 exons. The coding region runs from base 357 to 887 and encodes 176 amino acids.
UUGUUUGUUUCUACACAGGAGGCCAUGGGAAGCCGGCACUGAGUAGAAGCAAUGCCUGCCCUCCCACAGUGUCCUACUGCCACCAUUAAAGUACCCUGAGUUUUGACCAUGUGUUACACUCGUGGGUGACACGAGCCCUGGGCUACCGCCAUCACCGUCGUCUGCCCUGCACAGUAGCCACCACCAAGGAGCCCCCAGCCGGGCCUGUCAGCGCCUAUCCCAGCUCAGGUGACCCGGCGGGCGCCUAGCACACCUGGCACUGUCUCCUGACCCCGCCCCGGGCUGGCCGCACCCCAGGACGCUCUCUACUGGAGCCAUCGGCGUCUGCGGUGGCUGCGGCGGCGGCGGUGCAGGCCAUGGCGGCGGCGCCCACGGUGUGCGCUUUGCAGGGGUCCCCGUCAAGUGUCCAGUCGGCCCCAGAGGCCGCAUCCGCUCCCGCGGCCGGCCUGGGUCGCUGCCGUAUGGCGCUACUGCUGGCUGUGGCGCUGGACGUGGCGGGCAUGGCGGCUCUGCUGACCGGUGUGUUUGCGCAGCUGCAGGUGCGCGGCCGCGACUUCGGCGACCUGCUCAUCUACUCCGGCGCGCUGCUAGUCUUCCUGAGCCUGCUGGGCUGGAUCCUCUGGUACACCGGCAACAUCGAGAUCUCACGCCAGGAACUAGAGCGCGACUACGGCCUGCGGCCUUCGGCGCUAGCCCGCCUCGCACGCAAGCUUUCCCGCCGCUGGUCGGCGCCUGCCGCCGCUGGACUGCGCCCCGCCCCGGCCUCUCGAGGAGCUCGCCGAGGUGCCCGUGCGCCCCUGCCGCCCGCUGCGGGCUCCCGCCGUGUGCGCCUGCAGCUCGCCACACUUGAAGCCGGACCCGGAGCGGCGGGAGCCGGCAGCGAGUGAGCCCCAGACAACCUCACGGCCCCACCUGUCAGGACUAGACUGAGAUGUACAACUGCCCCUACACCCUACCAUGCUGUCAACAGGACACUGCCUGUUCCCCCUCUAACCCCUCUAUCCUCUCUGGGAUAAACGGCUCUGCCUCACAGCGCUAUAUGUCUGUUUGAGAGAGGGACAGUGCGGGGGGGGAUGGGGGGGUUGCUUGCUUCUUUUUUUUUUUUUUCUUUGAGACAGAGUCUCACUUUGUCACCCUUGGUAGAGUGCUGUGCCAUCACAGCUCACAGCAACCUCAGUUUCUUGGCUCAAGUCAUUCUCUUGCCUCAGCCUCCCAAGUAGCUGGGACUACAGGCGCCUGCCACAACGCCCAGCUAUUUUAGAGAUGAGGUCUCACUCUGGCUCAGGCUGGUGUUGAACCUGAGCUUAGGCAAUCCACCCGCCU